Girardinichthys multiradiatus is the source of this 3002-nucleotide messenger RNA. It is a transcript of the gene capn1a, whose product is annotated as calpain 1, (mu/I) large subunit a. NCBI's taxonomy places the organism in Eukaryota, Metazoa, Chordata, Actinopteri, Cyprinodontiformes, Goodeidae. Gene Ontology annotation, biological process: proteolysis. The record is from RefSeq and is a predicted model, not a curated record. The transcript is spliced from 22 exons. Gene Ontology annotation, cellular component: cytoplasm. Gene Ontology annotation, molecular function: calcium-dependent cysteine-type endopeptidase activity; calcium ion binding. The coding region runs from base 183 to 2297 and encodes 704 amino acids.
GUCUAUCCUGCAGUGCGUGUGUGAACGUGUGCACACAGAAAGAGAGGAGGGCUGGACCACUCAUACUGUCCCCCUGUCACUGAUUCACAGAUUCAGCACAAUAAACGCGUUUUGUUUCAUACUCAGGGAGUCUGAAGCUGCCUUCCUAACCGGUGGCUCCAUAUUUCUGUCCUGCUCCCAGUAUGUAUUCGGUUGGUGGGAUAUCUGCAAGCAUAUACGCCAACAGGCUUCGAUCAGAGGGCAUGGGUUCCAAGGAGCAGGCUGUGCACUUUGCCAGCCAGGACUACGAAGCUUUGAAGCAGGAGUGUCUGGAGGCAGGCUGCUUGUUUGAGGACCCCUGCUUCCCUGCUGAGCCUCCAUCUCUGGGCUUUAAAGAGCUUGCCCCGUAUUCAUCUAAAACCAGAGAUGUGGAGUGGGUGAGACCCACGGAACUGACAGGUGACCCUCAGUUUAUUGUGGGAGGAGCCACCAGAACCGACAUCUGCCAGGGAGCUUUAGGUGACUGCUGGCUCUUGGCAGCCAUAGCCUCUCUGACCCUGAAUGAGAGGCUCCUUCAUCAGGUUGUUCCACACGGCCAGUCCUUCCAAGAUGACUACGCUGGAAUCUUCCACUUCCAGUUCUGGCAGUUUGGUGAAUGGGUAGACGUUGUGAUUGACGAUCGAUUGCCUGUCAAAGAAGGAGAGCUCAUGUUUGUCCAUUCAGCUGAGGGCAAUGAAUUUUGGAGUGCACUCCUCGAGAAAGCUUAUGCCAAGCUAAAUGGCUCCUAUGAGGCUCUCUCUGGAGGAAGUACCACUGAGGGCUUUGAGGACUUCACAGGGGGUGUGUCUGAGAUGUACGAGCUGCGCAAGGCUCCCAGAGAUCUCUACAGGAUAAUCGGUAAAGCCUUGGAGAGGGGCUCCCUGCUGGGCUGUUCUAUCGACAUCACCAGUGCCUUUGACAUGGAGGCUGUGACAUUUAAGAAGCUUGUGAAGGGCCACGCUUACUCCGUCACCGGACUGAAGGAGGUUAAUUACCAUGGCAACUUGGUGCGCCUUAUCCGAAUACGUAACCCCUGGGGCCAGGUGGAGUGGACAGGUGCCUGGAGUGACAAUUCCAAUGAAUGGGAUGAGAUUGACCCAUCUGAGCGUGAAGACCUGCAUCUUAACAUGGAAGAUGGAGAGUUUUGGAUGUCCUUCAGUGAUUUCUUGAGGCAGUUUUCUCGCCUGGAGAUCUGUAACUUGACUCCAGACGUUCUGAGUGAGGACAGCCUCAGUCACUGGAACACCAUGAAGUUCUACGGUACAUGGAGGAGAGGUAGCACCGCAGGGGGCUGCAGGAACCAUCCUAACACGUUUUGGAUAAAUCCCCAGUAUAAGAUCACUUUGCUGGAGGAGGAUGAUGACCCGGAGGAUGAUGAGGUGGCGUGCAGUUUUCUUGUAGCCCUCAUGCAGAAGGACCGCCGCAGAUACCGACGCCAUGGUCAGGACAUGCACACCAUCGGCUUUGCUCUCUAUGAGAUUCCAGAGGAGUACAGAGGCUGCCAGAAUGUCCACUUGAAAAAAAAUUUCUUCUUGAGUCAUUCAUCAUGCGCUCGUUCAGAGACCUUCAUCAACCUGCGUGAGGUGAGCACGCGGCUGCGGCUGCCACCCGGGGAGUACCUCAUCGUGCCUUCCACCUUUGAGCCUGGCAAAGAGGCAGACUUCGUCCUCAGGGUUUUCACCGAAAAGCAGUCAGAGACAGAAGAACUGGAUGAUGAAAUAUCUGCUGAAUUUGAAGAGGAGGAGCAUAUAACAGAAGAUGAUAUUGAUGACUCAUUUAAGUCCAUGUUUGCCCAACUAGCAGGAGAGGACUUUGAGAUCUCUAUUCGCGAGCUCAGGACAAUUCUCAACAGAGUGGUCGCCCGGCACAAAGAUCUAAAGACUGAUGGCUUCAGUAUUGAAUCAUGCAGAACCAUGGUCAACCUGAUGGAUAAAGAUGGCAGUGCCCGCUUGGGACUGGUGGAAUUCCAGAUCCUCUGGAACAAAAUCCGAAAAUGGCUGGUCAUUUUCAGAGACUUUGAUCUUGACAAGUCGGGGGCCAUGAGCUCAUAUGAGAUACGACUCGCCGUAGAAGCAGCAGGCUUUAAACUGAACAACCAGCUGCACCAGAUUCUGGUGGCGCGGUAUGCAGAGAAUGAACUGAUAGAUUUUGACAACUUCAUCUGCUGCUUGGUCAAGCUUGAAGCCAUGUUCAGAUCUUUCCAGCAGUUUGACAAGGAGGGAUCAGGAGUAGCUGAAAUGAAUAUCGCAGAGUGGCUUUAUCUGACCAUGUGUGGAUGAGGAGCCCUGCAGUUUCACAGAAAGAUGCAAAAAUAUAGUGCCUGCUGCUCUGAGGACCCCUCAGGCUGUAAAACAUCCCACCGUAGUGCAAAUUAAACAUAGCAUAGGAGCUGUAUUCUAAGAAAACCAAAGUGCACUCCAUGUGUCCUGGGUAUAUUUUAGAAGCAAUGCAAAGCCACAGCUAAAACAAAACAGGUAAAUCAUAGUAGCAUGUGUCUUUGCAUGAUACACCAGCUGUAAUCUGCAUUAUAAAUAAUAUUUUUCUAAGUUUAUUUUGAUGUUACUGUCAAGUUAUAUAAUUUAUUUCACAUUCUUACUAAAAAUGUUUCUUACUGCAAUUGUGUCAUUAUGCCGGUCAAUAUAAUCAUGUUUCAGUUAUUUCCUAAUCAAAAUAAUCACCUCAGAAUUUCAUCUGCAGCUUCGAACCUCCGCCUCAAGGUGGCAGAAGAGAACUAGUUGGUGUUAACUUUUCUUUCACUUUUAAAUUGUUCAACUAGUUAAGUAUUAAAUUUAAGCUGAAGACACUUUUGCACUGAAAUUUUAGUUGAAGGGAUGCGCGAAUUAAGUCACCUCACACUAAUCACAUAUACUGUAAGUAGUAUUAUACUGACAUAAUUGUUGUUGCCAUGGUAACAGCUGUUUAACGUGCCACUUAUGUCUUGUGAAUGUAUGUUGUGCCUUCAAUAAAAAUUUCCCUAAAAAAGG